Messenger RNA from Ustilago hordei, 570 nucleotides. RefSeq lists its product as uncharacterized. The record is from RefSeq and is a predicted model, not a curated record. The coding region runs from base 1 to 570 and encodes 189 amino acids. The transcript has a single exon. Lineage: Eukaryota; Fungi; Basidiomycota; Ustilaginomycetes; Ustilaginales; Ustilaginaceae.
AUGACGGCCAUCGAAGAGGCUGGGGAGAUCAUCAUUGACCUCGAUGCUAUUGCUGCCAAUCUGAGAGUAGACCUGGAGGUGAUGAUGUCCGAGGGGGGGAAACACUUACUGGACCUCACAAGCACUCUCAAUGGCACAUCACUGCUCAAAACCCCUCACAGUGAUGCUACGGCAGACGUGUAUGAUGACAUCUCCAUGCUCGAGACACCUCACACAGAGUCACCCGGUCCUGUCAGCUACACAGCCUUCACCACGGCAUGCUCUGACACACUGGCACCCACCAUCAGCGUUCACCACUUAGAUCGUAUGGUAUUUGUGACCACCGUGAUGACCAGCACUGCCCUCAUUGCAAGUGGACAGCAGAUAUGCAGUGCAGACGGCAUCCUGCUGGAACCACUCUCCCUCAACGAAGCUAAGACUCGCGACAACUGGUACAAAUGGCAGGAAGCCAUGGUCAGCGAGAUGGACAGCAUGCACAAGAUGAAUGUCUUUGAGCUAGUCGACAUUCCCAAGAGUGGCAAGUUAAUCAGCGUUCGAUGGGUUUACAAACUCAAGCUCGAUGCACAAUGA